This is a messenger RNA of Kwoniella botswanensis, 615 nucleotides long. RefSeq lists its product as uncharacterized. Bases 1 to 615 code for a protein of 204 amino acids. Lineage: Eukaryota; Fungi; Basidiomycota; Tremellomycetes; Tremellales; Cryptococcaceae. The record is from RefSeq and is a predicted model, not a curated record. The transcript is spliced from 4 exons.
AUGUCAAUCAAAAGUCAGACCAGACCUUCCAAGAGGAAGACAGAUCAAUCGACUGACAACACGUCCGUCAAAAAGCUCAAACAACAUCCGUUUCAUCAUGAUUCAGAGCACAGUAUCACCAUCAUUUCCUAUGACAAUAUCGAAUUCAAAGCUAGUCGUUCUCGUCUUGUACAGACCAGUCAAUUCUUCAGAGAUCUGCUUGAUAUCCCUGCACCAGAACAUGAGAAUCAAAAACCAAAAGCUCAAAAACCAAUCCCCCUGGACUUCAGGUCUUCCAUCAUUUCAGCUUUUCUUGACCUGAUCAGUAGUAGCUCGUACAGCAUUGAAGGAACUAGAUUCGCAUUAGGUAAAAUCACUUCAGAGCAAGUUCACAAGUUGUACGGGAAAAAACAUUCUAAGUAUCCAACUGUUAAAACCGGCGUCCGUGGACAAAUUGCAAGAUUACCUCAAACGUCUUCACCUGGUGUUUUUUUGGCGAACGACUGGACUAGUAUAGCUGAGAGUUUCGACCCACCAAGAUUCGAAGGAAAUUCAAGAGACGACAGUACUUCGGAUAAUAGCGAUGGUCCGAAUACAGAUGAGGAUGAGGAUGAGGAUGAGGAUGAUGGUAGCUAA